CUCUGCUCCUGAGAAACCGAUGCUACUACAACCACCAUAUGGCCCAGUGUGCAGCACAUAGGUAGAGAGAAAGACUCAGUCCCCUUGGACAGGACAGCUCUCAGGUUUAGACCGAUGUGCUUUGAACCUAGAGGUUUGGGGAACCACCAUUUUUGUCCCACCAGUGUCUUGUCGUUUCUGCUUUACAAAGCAAGGAAAGAGGUGUUGUAAAAGCGAGCCGUGAGCACUACAGGGAUAAGCAGAGCAUCAGUGGAGAGAGAUGGCGGAGUGCGCGCGGAAGGCGCUGUCUCUCCUGGAAGCGGCCCGCUCCCGUUACGAGAGCCUGCAGAUAUCUGACGACGUUUUUGGCGAGUCCGGGGACGACAGCAGCGACAACCUCUUCUACAGCACAUCGGGCGAAUCGGACUCAGACCACUACAUCGCGGAGGCAGGAGAGGAGGAGCAGAACCAGCAGAACCAGCCGCACCAGCAUCCGCAGAGACGGGCUGAGAAAGAGAGUGGACACAGCGGUCCCCCAGGCUCACUGUCCCACAGUCAGGCUGAGGAGGAGGGCUGGACCGAAACGUUGCAGGAUGUGACCGUGCCGCCGUACAAAGACACAUAUGGCCCUGCUCAGAAAAUGCCAGACAGUGCUUCUGCUUUGGACUUCUUCCAGCUUUUUGUACCAGACAACUGCAUUCAGAACAUGGUCACCCAGACAAAUAUGUACGCCAAGAAGUUCCAGGAGCGGUUUGGCUCAGACGAGGGCUGGUGUCCCGUAACUGCCCAAGAGAUGAAGGCAUUUCUGGGCUUUGUCAUCUCCACCAGUGUGCACAGGUGCGAGUCCGUGCUGAGCAUCUGGAGCUCGGGCUUCUUCAGCAAUCGCAGCAUUGCACUAAAGAUGAGCCAGUCACGCUUUGAGAAAAUCCUAAAAUAUUUUCACAUCGUGGCUUUCCGCCCAUCUCAGGGGAGUAACCAGGGACUGUACAAGAUUCAGCCCUUCUUGGACUCACUGCAGCAGUCAUUCAGCUGCACCUUCAGGCCCUCACAGACACAGGUUCUCCAUGAGCCUUUGAUAGACGAGGACCCAGUAUUCAUCACCACCUGCACAGAGCGUGAGCUGAGGAAGAGGAAGAAGAGGAAGUUCAGCCUAUGGGUUAGACAGUGCACCUCCACGGGCUUCAUUUGUCAGAUCUCUGUGCACUUGAAGGAGGGACAGGGCAUAGACGCUUUGUCUGCUCUGAAAAACAAGCCUCAGCUCCACAGCCUGGUGGCCAAGCAGCUCUGCCAAAACAUCUCUGGGAAGAACACCAUCAUCUUCACUGGACCUUCUAUCACCAACCUCAGCCUCUUCACUGAAUUCAGCAAACAAGAUAUCUUUUGCUGUGGCCUUCUGAGCACCAGAAAGAGCGAUUGCACAGGCCUCCCCCAGAGCAUGCUGGUGUGCACCUCUACCAGUGCCCAGCGCGGACAGUCCCGGGUCAUGAUGAAAGGCGGCAUGUCUCUGAUCAGCUGGUACAACAAAGGACACUUCAGAUUCCUCACCAACGCCUACUCACCCACUAAACAAGGAAUGAUCAUCAAGAGGAAAAGUGGGGAAAUCCCGUGUCCGCUCGCCGUUGAGGCAUUUGCGGCUCACCUCAGCUACAUCUGCAAAUAUGAUGACAAGUACAGCAAAUACUUUAUCUUCCAUAAGCCUAAUAAAACAUGGCAGCAGGUGUUCUGGCUCAGCAUCAGCAUCGCCAUCAAUAACGCGUACAUCCUGUACAAGAUGUCCGACGCCUACUCCGCCAAACGCUACAGUCGAGCGCAGUUUGGAGAGAGACUGGUCCGAGAGCUGCUGGAUUUAGACGACUGCUCCCCCACACAGUGAAUCAAAUAAAACAACAGACAUUUUUGCUCUUAUAUAUUCUCAAAAUUCACAAGCAAAAACACAAUUUUCUGUAGAGGGAUUAUCACAGCGGGAUUGGCAGUGACUGAAUGUAAGUCAUUCAGCAUUGUAAGCAUUUGGCUGAUUUUAGUUGUAAAAAUGUAAAAGUGUUAAAAAUAUAGCAAAAUACCAUUACUACUUAUUGCAUAAAUUGUGACUUCUGACAAAUAAAUAAGUAGCUACAUUUUCUUCCUGUUCAGUUAUUGCAUAACAAGUUCUAACAUAAAACAUUAUUGCCAAGGACCAAAUUUUGACUUUGUUGGUGAGCCAAAUAAUGUGAGAUUGUAGAACUAGUGAACAUAGUCCUUCUUUAUGCCAGACCAGACUCACUCUGCUGUCUGUAGCUUCAGUGAGGGCCUUGAGGUUUGCUUUGCCUAACAUUUAGCUGUAUACACUGUAUUCUAUGUCUAUGGAAGGUGUGCUGUGUGAUUGCAUGGUCAUUGUGUGGUUUGAUAUGGCAGGACCCAUGCACUUUCUCUUUGUCUUGCACUUUGUGGAGAUAUUUUGGUUUCACUAGGUAUAGAAAUUAUUGAAAUGAGAUUUGAAUUACAUUUGAUGAAAAUACAAAGUUUUUGUGGGAAUAUAAGUGUCAUUGGUUGGACAUUUACUUCUGACUGAAGAUUGUGAUUUGAACAUGUUUACACUUAUCCAAAGCAGAGUUCUGUUUGUGUGAAGUAGGCUGUUGAAUGUGUGUGUCCCUUUAUAGCACUGUUUGUCCCACUGUCUGUUCUGUCUUUGUCCAUUUGACAUAUGUCACCUAACCUUUUGACUUUGUCAUUUUCUACACUGUAGUAUAACAAUCAAUGUUUUAUAUAUAUAUAUAUACAUACAAAAAUCCACCAUUAUAUGAAAAAAUAGUCACAUCUGCACAUAAGAUAUAAUAUAUAAAAUAAUUUUACAAUGAAAACUGCUAACACAUUUGUGCAUUUUUAAAAUGAUAUAUAAUCAAACAGAAUAACCACUAGAUAUUCUCCAAAAGGUUCAAAGGUCCAAUAACAACCGACAAACAAUUCUAUUUUUGUUGUGCUUUUGGAAAAAUAAGAUGUAACUUAGACAGUGAGAGGCUUAUAAGCCAGACAUGAUCCAGUUUGAUGGAGUGUAAGACCCAUCGCUUUCAGAGAAAAUGGACUAUAGGUCUUAUGGACCAUGACAAGAGAAUAGUUUCACCACUUAGAGCAUUACUGCACUGAAGACCUUUCACUUCAACUGAUUUACUUGAGUAAAACCACAUGAUGAUGUAGUACUCAUAUCUUACACAUGAUGAAAUACUGGGAGUGAAGACACUUUUAUCCAUAAAAUGAGAGGAGGGAGAGUGAGACCUAGUUUGAGGAAUUAUGGCGCAUGUUACAUUAUAUUUUAAUAAUUUAAAGUGUGAUUUUCUGAAAUAAUAAUGUUGGCCACACUUUAUUUAACAGUACCUAUGUACAAUAUUAUACCAUGUAAUUACACAGUAGUAUGUGCUAGGCAUUAGUGUGGUCAGAUUACUUGUUAUAACAUAUUUUAAUGUAGUGUCUUUUUCUGUUCCAGCUAAGUUAAGUUAAGUGAUCUUUGAUUAUUGCUGCCAUUUUUACAAUGGCUGUAAUGAUUUAGAAAUUCAACCAAGUUUUGAGGCAAUGUGACUGAUUAAGUGUUUACAAAAGGCUAUACAAAACAAAACAAGUUAUAAUAAAGAAGUGAAAAAGAGAAUAUAUAUGACAUACUUAAAAGAGUUACCCAGACAUGACUUUGUGAAGCCCCUCCACUCUUGUGUGCUGUGAGAAUGUACUGGUGUGAUGUGCUGUUUGUCAUGUGUAUGCCACUGUGCCAUUUUUUCACAAAACACUGACUCAUUCAGUCACACUUAAAUACAAGACUGAUUUCAAAUGUAAUAAAUAACUACUGACAGACCUCAGGGUAUACCGGACCUUAUAGGUGCUAUAACAAUGGAAUAGGCCUAAAUAACAAUCAAAAUAUGGAGUAAAGGAAGAUUCCCAAGAACAUGAUUAAAUAAAGAAAUUACAUGAAAUAUCACAUGGUCUUAUUGUCUGCCCUAUGGAACAUUUUUGGUAUGCAAUGUCUCAACAAUGUGGUGCAUGUAAACAGAACAUUCAUUUGACUAAUCUGUGCAAUGUGCUGGACCAAACUUUGAAUCUGUGCAAAUUGGUUAUUGUGGUCCUCAGUUUGUUUUAUAUCUAGACAUGCUACAACAUCAUAAAUGAAAAGACAUAAAAGUUGAAAGAUUUAAUGUAUUGUAAAAACUUAAAGGAAAUUGUAAAUAAAAAAGUUUCUAUGUGCACUAAUAA
Periophthalmus magnuspinnatus is the source of this 4191-nucleotide messenger RNA. It is a transcript of the gene pgbd5, whose product is annotated as piggyBac transposable element derived 5. The coding region runs from base 260 to 1852 and encodes 530 amino acids. The transcript has 7 exons. Gene Ontology annotation, cellular component: nucleus. Lineage: Eukaryota; Metazoa; Chordata; Actinopteri; Gobiiformes; Gobiidae. The record is from RefSeq and is a predicted model, not a curated record. Gene Ontology annotation, molecular function: transposase activity. Gene Ontology annotation, biological process: non-replicative DNA transposition.